ACGGGGCUGCUGGACACAACAGUGCUCAGGAAAAGCCAGGGAGCGACUCGUGCCUUCAACGUGGCGUUUGGUUCCACUCGUGCUCUGUGAGAGAAAUGAAACCUGCGGGGGGGAGGGAAGCACGUCCGCCUCUCCCGGUCCCCAACCCUGCUUUUAUCGGUCCCCUGUGCUUCCAGCCUUCCGGCGGGUCCCAAGACGGGGAACCGAGCAGGGGGCUGAGUGCCCCCCGGGAACUGAGAUGGCUGCGGGCAGGUGCCUGGCACCUGCAUCUCGCCGCCGGCAGCAUCCCGGGCUUCGUCUUUCCUCUCCUGCCCUCCAUCGGAGGGAAGCCGCAUUCGCCGGGCACAGUGGGGGGCCAGGGGGGAAACCGGCGCCCCGGGAGCCCCGAACCCCUCCGGCUUUCCGGGACUCCCCCUCACCCCGCCCGGAGCGGGAGCGGGGACGGGGCCGCCUCCUAAUCCCGUCCUAAUCCCGGAGAGCGGCAGCAGAGCGGGCGGCCGCUAAUCCCGGCCCGCCGCCGCUAAUCCCGGCCCGUGUCCGUGGGUCUCUGCCCGUGUCCCCGCGGGCCGGGAACGAUGUCCCCUCCCCAGAGCGUGCAGCGGGGUCCUGGGUCGAGCUGCCGGCUCUCAGGGGCCGUCAAUCGGUUCACGACCUAACUCGGUCAUUGACCCGCUGUUCGCCCGGCGGGCGGCGCCGCAGGAAGGGGCGGGGGCCGCUCUCGGGUGGGCGCUGCCCCCCCGGUGCUCCUAAAGCCCCCCAGGCUCCUGCACCCCCUCUCCGGAUCGCCACCCUCCCGCCUCCCCGCGUCUUUUUUGGGGUGGCAUCGUCGCCGGUUUUUUCUGUGCGCCCGGGAGCGGCUCGGCCGGCGGUGCGGCGAGGAGGGCUCCUCUCAAACACUCUCCAGGGGGGCAGCCUGGAAGGCCGGAGCGGCUACGGGACGUAUCCUACAUCACGGGGAGCUCCGCGGGGGAGCCUGGGGCUCGUCCCCUCCCUCCCAGCCGGCUGGAAGCCAAGUUCAGUGCGGCGUGGCCGGGCCGAGAUGCAUAAUGGGGGGUCCGCAUGCCGGUGUCCCGGGAAUACCGUACCCCACUCAGCAGUGCUCCGGCUUGCUGGCUGCGGGAGCACAGGCGCCGAUGCACCGUGUAACGCGGGUCGCUUUGCCGCUCUCUCCGGAUUUUUUUUUUUUUUUGCUCGGCCUCUUUAUCUUUCAAUUGCAAAGCAAUUAAAGGUCUGUAUGAAUCUGCGAGCAUCCCUCCCCGCGGGGCCCUCUGAUGCCCGCUGUAUUGCCCUUUAGAUGCCUCUUCCUUUUUUUGUUUUACAAUUGUUGUAUCAAUAUAAUGCUUCCUUUCUUCCUCUGUCUCUAUAGAUACAGAUAUACAAGGCAAACCAAAGGUUUCGGCUGCUAUUCAGUGCCUCCUCAUUUGUCCCAGAGCCGUAACAGUGGUGCCCUUUCUCUUCUGGCUGCUUUUCCCUGCUUCUGGAGCAGCAGUUAUGGGAGAAGCAGAUGGCUACUGAUUGGGGAUGGAAGACGCCGGCGUCCAGCGGGGAAUAUGGGACGGGGAUGCCAAGACGGUCCAGCAGUGCUUGACUGACAUUUUUACCAGCGUUUACACCACCUGCGACAUCCCGGAAAAUGCCAUUUUCGGCCCCUGCGUCCUGAGCCACACAUCCCUGUAUGACAGCAUCGCCUUUAUCGCUCUCAAGUCCACCGACAAGCGCACCGUCCCCUACAUAUUCCGGGUGGACACGUCGGCGGCCAACGGCUCGUCGGAGGGGCUGAUGUGGCUGCGGCUGGUGCAGUCGGCGCGGGAGCGGGAGGAGCAGAACCUGGAGGCCUACAUCAAGAGCGGCCAGCUCUUUUAUCGCUCCCUACGUCGCAUCGCCAAGGACGAGGAGCUGCUGGUGUGGUACGGGAAGGAGCUCACCGAGCUGCUGCUGCUCGGCCCGGCCCGGGCCCCCGCCCGCACCAACGGCUCGCCGCCCUUCGCCUGCCCUGAGUGCAGCCAGCGCUUCCAGUUCGAACUGCCCUUCGCCGCACACCUCCGGUUCCGCUGCCCCAAGAGGCUUCACGGCCCCGACACCGGCCCCGCCGCCGAGGCCGCCGGCGUCAAGGACGGCGCCGGCAAGGAGCAGGAGCCCGGCAAGUUCGGGAAGCCCGGCGGGCCGCCGCACCACCCCUUCCCCGGGCCCGACGGCGGCCCCGCCGCCAGCACCAAGCCCUCCACGGACUUCCACAACCUGGCGCGGGAGCUGGAGAACUCCCGCGGUGGGCGCGCCGGGUCCCCGGGGAGGCCGGCGCCCCCCGAGGGCGGCCCUGAGGCGGCGGCCGGGAAGGCGAAGAGGCGCUUCCCCGAGGAGGAAGAGCGCGGCCCCGGCGCGGCGCGGAGCCGCUUCCCGGCGGAGCGGCCGGGGCUGCCGGCGGCGCCCAAGGAGGAGCCGGGCUGCGCCCCGCAGCAGCAGUACCGGGCCGCCGGCUCCUACUGCGGGCUCGAGGAGGGCGGACGCCUCUUCGCGCCUCCCAGCCCGGAGACCGGCGAGGCCAAGCGCAGCGCCUUCGUGGAGGUGAAGAAGGCGGCCCGCGGCCCCGAGCCCGACGGCGGCCCCGAAGAGGGGCCGGAGCGCGGCUCCCCGGGCGCGGGCGGCGCGGAGCCGGGGCUGUGCCCCCGCGGCGGUGCCGGGGGCCCGCUGGCCGCCCGCCUGGACGGCGGCAGCCCGGCGCGGGGCAGCGCCUUCAGCACGGUGCCGCAGCUCGGGGCCGGCCCCGGGGCGCCCGGCGGCGGCGGAGCCGAGGAGAGAAAGAGCGCCUUCUCGCAGCCCGCCCGCUCCUUCCCGCACGUCCCGCCGCUGGUGCUGGGUCCCAAGCUGGGCGGGCUGGGCGAGCCCUGCCCCGACGGCGCCGCCGCCCCCGCCCGCCUGUACGCCGCCGAGGCGCUGGCCGCCAAGCUGCCGGGCGGCGGGGAGGCGGCGGGCGGCGGCGGCGGCGGCGGCGGGGGGCUGCCCAAGCAAAGCCCCUUCCUCUACACCACGGCUUUCUGGCCCAAGAGCUCGGCGGCGGCGGCGGUGGCGGCGGCGGCGGCGGGGCCGCUGCAGCUGCAGCUGCCGUCGGCGCUGACGCUGCUGCCGCCGUCGUUCACCUCGCUGUGCCUGCCGGCUCAGAACUGGUGCGCCAAGUGCAACGCGUCCUUCCGCAUGACCUCGGACCUGGUGUACCACAUGCGCUCCCACCACAAGAAGGAAUACGCGCUGGAGCCCCUCGUCAAGCGCCGCCGCGAGGAGAAGCUCAAGUGCCCCAUCUGCAACGAGUCCUUCCGCGAGCGCCACCACCUCUCCCGCCACAUGACCUCCCACAACUAGCGGGGACAACCCCCCCCUGGCCCCGGGAACCCGCCCGGGACCCCCGCGAGGGGGACCCCCACGCCGCCCGCCUCUCCCACCCUUCCCAUUCGAUGCACGCGUUUCCACUGUCCGGGGAGGGGCGGGGAGGG
This is a messenger RNA of Poecile atricapillus (Black-capped chickadee), 3485 nucleotides long. It is a transcript of the gene PRDM8, whose product is annotated as PR/SET domain 8. The transcript has 5 exons. Bases 1522 to 3354 code for a protein of 610 amino acids. Gene Ontology annotation, cellular component: nucleus. NCBI's taxonomy places the organism in Eukaryota, Metazoa, Chordata, Aves, Passeriformes, Paridae. Gene Ontology annotation, molecular function: protein binding. The record is from RefSeq and is a predicted model, not a curated record. Gene Ontology annotation, biological process: regulation of DNA-templated transcription.